Messenger RNA from Aspergillus heteromorphus CBS 117.55, 924 nucleotides. RefSeq lists its product as uncharacterized. Gene Ontology annotation, biological process: chromatin organization; negative regulation of transcription by RNA polymerase II. Bases 205 to 738 code for a protein of 177 amino acids. Gene Ontology annotation, molecular function: chromatin binding. Gene Ontology annotation, cellular component: pericentric heterochromatin; nucleus. The transcript is spliced from 5 exons. NCBI's taxonomy places the organism in Eukaryota, Fungi, Ascomycota, Eurotiomycetes, Eurotiales, Aspergillaceae. The record is from RefSeq and is a predicted model, not a curated record.
CGAUGAGUCGACCGGCGAGUCGAUUCCCUACGAUGACGCCCCCGUCAAGAAUGAAUCUGAGUCCAAGGAUGAAGAUGACGAUGAUGAGGACGAGGACGUAUACACCGUCGAGAAGAUCAUGGGCCACGAGUGGAAGAAUGUGCGCAAUUACGCAAGACAGGAUCUUCCUGUCGCUGGUCCCCAAUCUAUCCGCUCAUGUUGACAAUGCGACAGGGUCAGCUCCAAUUCCACGUGAAGUGGACAGGGUACGAUGACCCGGCCGAUAUGACCGUCGAGCCGGAAAAGAACCUGCUUGAUGGCGCGAAGGAUGUCGUCGAACAAUAUUUUAAGCUCCUGGGAGGUCGCCCCGAGAAGCCAUCAGCACAACCGAAGAAGCGCAAGUCUAUGGGCAGGCCCCCCAAGGCGACGCCCGAGAAACAACCUGAGCCCAAGAGACGGAGGAAGUCACGAGCCGAAACCGCAGCGACGCCUCCGGAUGACGACGAAGCUGAGGCUGGAGGUGAUGGCGAUGGCGACAGUGAAGAGACGAGCACAUGGGUGCCCAAAUCAAAGAGCUGGGAGAACGAGGUGGAGCUUGUUGAGACCAUCGUGCGCGAGCCUGGGACCACAAACCUGCUUGCCUUCCUGAAUUGGAAGAAUGGCAAGAAGUCCAAGGUUUCUAUCGAAACCUGCUACGACAGAUGUCCGAAAAAGAUGCUGAAAUUCUACGAACAACACCUGGUCUUCAAGGAUGGUUGAACCACCAGACAGUGUUUCCCGCACGUUGCAGCGUCGGGUUUGCUAGGAUCUGGGGGUUUCCGUCUAUCUUCGUUUAAUCCAGGAUGGGCAUAUCUGCCAGAUAGUGUUGAAAGAAUACUGCGCAUACAGGGUGUUUUGGGGGAGUUUUGACCGCUGGUUCCAAUUGUCCUACCUGUAAGAUAAUGU